Perkinsus marinus ATCC 50983 is the source of this 1734-nucleotide messenger RNA. RefSeq lists its product as hypothetical. The transcript has 4 exons. Gene Ontology annotation, cellular component: plasma membrane. Gene Ontology annotation, molecular function: ATPase-coupled intramembrane lipid carrier activity; nucleotide binding. Bases 1 to 1734 code for a protein of 577 amino acids. Gene Ontology annotation, biological process: phospholipid translocation. Lineage: Eukaryota; Perkinsozoa; Perkinsida; Perkinsidae. The record is from RefSeq and is a predicted model, not a curated record.
AUGCUCCGAGGGUGCAGCUUGCGUAAUACCGCCUGGGCUGUAGGAGUAGUGGUGUAUGCGGGGAGCGAGACCAAGGCGAUGCUGAAUAGUCAUGCUCACUCUAUGGGACCACGUAAGCAGAGUACUGUCGAUAAGGCUAUGAAUGAAUACGUCUUGGUCUUGUUCGCGCUCCUCAACGUAUUAUGUGCUGCUGCUACUAUAAUAACGUCGACCUUUACACGGGCAGGGGAGGAGGGGAGCGAGGCAGAUCCACCAUGGUACCUCGAGGGGCUGUCUUAUCAGUCGGAGGUUGUGACUUACAUCUCAUAUUUCCUCCUGCUGAACACUCUGAUACCGGUCUCACUCUGGGUCAGCGUGGAUGUCAUCAAGUUCGCACAGUCCUAUUUGAUAGAGUGGGACCUACACUUAUACGACGAAGAAAGAGAUCUCCAUGCUCGGUGUAAUGCUAAGAACAUGCAUGAAGAGUUGGGGAUGGUGACACACGUGUUCUCUGACAAGACGGGUACACUCACCUGCAAUAAGAUGGAAUUUAAGGGCGCAGCGGUCGGCGGCAAAACGUACUCCGAAGAAUUCCCGGCGGAAGACUGUGUUCUGUCGGGCGAGGUCGGCGAUGCGAAGACGCAUACUCAUUUCACAGAUGUCCUUCCCCCUUCCCCGGGGUUGAUCAAUCGUUUUCGAAAGGCCUUGGCUGGCCCCGGGGUAGACCCAAACUUGGAGCUCUUUCUUCUGGCUCUGGCCAUUAAUCACUCCUGUCGAAGAGUACCGGAAUGGCGAGUUGAUGUGGGAGGCAUUGACACUCCAAAAAGGGAGGAAAUUGGCUGCAAUCCCUGCCUGUAUAUCAGCCGCAAGAAGUCCGUGCCGAGAGUGGGCGUUGAUAAUGCCCAGGAAAGCAACGGGGAGAUGGGCUCUGAGGACUCUGUGUUUUAUCAAGGGACUUCUCCUGAUGAGAGUGCACUGGUGGGAGCAGUCGCGGACUUUGGGUAUCAAUUUACGGAUCGUACACCGCAUUCGAUAGAGUUGGAGCUACCGGGAAGGGUUAAAAAGGAAUUUAGAGUGCUGCAUGUGGUGGAGUUCAGCAGUGAGAGAAGGAUGAUGAGCACUGUAGUGACGGACACUGGUCCUGGUAAACUACUCCUGGUGAGGGACUGCCUACCACUCCGUGUAGAUACACCCGACAAGCAUGUUUAUGUGUUCACGAAAGGCGCAGAUAGUUCAGUAGUCUCCAAAUGUGUGGUUCAUGCUGAUGCUGGUCUUGACCGAACACUAAAACAUACUGAGGAGAUGGUCAAGAACUUUGCUGAGAUGGGCUAUCGUAGUGGUUCGGCAGGAGCCCCUGGGCCCUUAGGGUUGAGUUUCUUCCUGGAAGGUACAUUAUGUGUCGCAUAUCGUCGACUGCGGCAUAGCGAGUGGCAGAUGAUUGCAGAGGAGCUACACGAGGCACAGGUUGGCGAUGUGAAUUUGAGGGAGAAAAAUGUGGCCAAAAUCUGCGAUGAAAAAAUCGAAGUUGGAUUCACAUUGCUAGGGUGCACAGCAGUUGAAGAUAAGCUUCAAGUGGGAGGUAUCUUGCUAUCUUGCAUUUCCUCAACGGCACAUGGUCAGGAUGGUGUUCCCCAGACUGUAGCGGCUUUGCGAAACGCGGGUAUAACUGUGGCAAUGAUUACUGGCGAUAAACGGGAGACCGCCGUGAAUAUUGCUAGGAGCUGCAAUCUCGUGAGUAGCCCGAAGAAUAUGUAA